AUGCCUGAAAGGAAUGUGGUUUCAUGUGAAGACUUUGUUGCAGUGUACAUCACCAUCAAAAAGAUUGUGAAGCUAUUGUUGUUUCUACUUAGAUCAUCUAAUGCUUCAAAAUAUGCGAGCUUAGAUCUUUCGAGGAUUGAUCGGAUCAUUCGAUGUUCAUUAAGCUCACAAGGGCUUCUGGCAGCAGCUGUAGAGCCAGUUCCGGAAAGCAAUGUGUCGAGCGUGGAGGAGAGGUCAAUGGAAGAUAGAGAGAGGUGGUGGAAGAUGGGAUUAAAGGCCAUUUCUGAUGGAAAGUUGGGCGUUCUUCUUUUAUCUGGCGGACAGGUACUGAUGGAAAGAUGA
Messenger RNA from Fraxinus pennsylvanica, 342 nucleotides. NCBI's taxonomy places the organism in Eukaryota, Viridiplantae, Streptophyta, Magnoliopsida, Lamiales, Oleaceae. The record is from the annotation of a GenBank genome assembly.